Molecule: messenger RNA, 2488 nt
Organism: Rhipicephalus sanguineus (brown dog tick)
Lineage: Eukaryota; Metazoa; Arthropoda; Arachnida; Ixodida; Ixodidae
Gene: edl
Product: ets DNA-binding protein pokkuri
Exons: 4
Coding region: 1776-2210 (144 amino acids)
Molecular function (GO): sequence-specific DNA binding
Source: RefSeq, a predicted model, not a curated record
CUCGAAAAGGACAGCCGUGAGCUCUCCUGCUGUUCGGGUAGAGGUAGAGACGUGCGUCUGUGUACCGACCAACAGCGCAGUUACAAGUGAAAGCAAAAGGACAGCGAUUUAGCUUUCGUCUCGACUCGUGACGCGCUGCACUGCCACACGGCCAACUUGUGCAAGAACAUCGGCGAGCCUAACAGGAAGUGACUUGUCGCGCAUCUUAUUAUAUUUCUUCAACAAAAAGGCCGCCGUGCAGGAUCUCGCGGGGGCUUUUUCUUCUACGAAGGCCCGCGCUGUCAUUCUGUCUCCCCGCGAGUCGCCGGGACUCGCUCGUCGAAGCCACGAAGCCACCGCGAGGAAACUCCCGUUGACCAGACGUCCGUUCUUACGACUUCGGCAGCCAAGCUGGAGCAAGCUCUUCGAGACUCGACCAGUGACGCCGCACUGUUCCGGUAUGGUUUAUCGUAUCGAGUGACCUUCAGUCGCUUCGCGUCGUGGAACGAGCGGAUGUGCCCCUAACCAUCCUUUUACUUAGCACCUGGCCGACAGGCGUCAAAACAGGAGGCUGCUUGCGUGCGAAGGCGCAAGGUCUGCGACCAACGGCCACGGCCCAUCGGCUGCUCAAAAUAGGAGCGCCCGCACGCCGCAGAGGCCAGUGUCCAGAGACCUAUAUAUUACGUGUGGCAAGGCGUGGGCCCCCGAAUGUGGGUCGCCGGACCGUUCCACAUUCGACCAUGCACGCGGCGCGGCGUCAAACCGGCCAAGGAGGAAGGAGGAAGGUAAACAUUGCUACACCCAAAAGAAUCGGCCGAGAGAAUUGGAUGCGUGGUGGUGGGAAGAUGCAUAGGAGGGUGCAGGCAGUCGUUUAGGAGGAGACAGAACCUUUUCGCGAGAGAGUACCAUCCCGCGAAGAAGAAAAAAAAAAAAGGCCGACGCGUGCAAAGCACUGGGCAGGAGGCGAGCGCCGACAACAAAAGGUGUAAGAAAGAGGGUGUUUCGAGAAGACGGAAGUAGAGCAGGCAUCGCUGCAACAUCAAGACCGGCGCGCGCGUUCUGCGAGGGCGCAGGAUGCGGCCGGCUUGCGCGGCAAAGCACCCCCUCGUCCGGUGGCGCACGCGCGUCUCCUGCGACAGCUGUUUCUCGCUGUGGCGGCGACUGCAACCACGUGACGUGGACAGGUGGCCCGGACGCGGGCUGCCAGGAGCGAGAACGACGCGCCAGCUGCCCCGGGCGGAAACCAACCGCGGGUAGAUGGCCGGCAGGGGGGGGACGCCGCACACCUUUGGUGGGGGGGAGAGAACCCCUCGACGCGGAGAAGAAAGGAAACGAGGACGGCAGAGGAAAUAGCGCAGACCGAGAGAAAGGAAACGAGGAGAGAGAGGAGGCUGAAAGGGGAAAGGGAAAUGUGAAGCAUGGUUGCAGCCCAAACGGGAGCAUCGCAGGCAGCAGUAGUCUCAGACCCGUGGUUGGAUGUGGAGCGUCUAGCUUCCGAGCUGUGUCCCGGUCCUGGCGGCGGUGGUGCAACUGUCGGAGUACCGCUGAUGCCAUACCUGCGCAACGGUGGCCUCAGCGGCGAAUAGGGCAGCGUGCUGUUGAUCCAGUGCAACUUGACUUCCUGAAAGGCAAACUGCCAGGACUUGCCGGCAUAGGGUGGUCUCGACUACACAUUUGAUCACACUGAACACAUCAGCUCAAUCGCCGCCUCGACCGCACCGAGUCUUCGACACUGCAGUCGAUCGGUGUUCGAAGCCGAGCUACCUGGAAAUCAGCAUUUAGUCGACUAACCAGGAAUGUACGACGUCCAAGUUCACAAGCCGUGCGCAGUGCCGGAAUCGUACCAGACGAUGAGCCCGAGCUCGUGGUUCGGCCCGGCGGCGAGCUCCCCUGAACAGCAGCCUUCCCCGGCCUCCACUUACCGGGGUCUGUACGCCCUGACAGUCCGCUGGCAACCCCCUGUGCCCAGAGGUGAAGCGCCCCGGCACCGAAAAGACAAUUCUUCCCUUCCGAAAGAUCCGCGCCAGUGGAGCCGGGAGGACGUGGCCGUCUGGCUUGUGCACGUCAUGGAUCAACACCGAUUGCCGGCCGUCUCCACCGACCGAUUCCUGAUGAACGGAAAAGCGCUCUGCCUCAUGACCAUGGAGAUGUUCGUGCAGCGGGUACCCCUCGGUGGCAAACUACUCUACAAGGACUUCCAGCUUAGGCUCAGCAACGUGCUUUACAACUGAACCAUGCAGUGGCACUUCGAAAACCAAAGUUUGAUCUUGCGCCGAAACUUAGCAGCCCACGGCCCACUCAUACUAUAUAGCAGAACACAAAACCGUCUGAUCGCAGCACCUACGAUGACUCACGUGUAACUUGGCUGAACAGUGUCUAUAGGUGACACAGACAAGAUAGCGCUAGCCAUGAUGUCAUCAGUAGGUGAAUAUGAAAUUGCAAGAUGUACCGGCAGACGGCUCGCCACGAAGGUUAUAUCGAGAAGUCAUCUCUACAAGACGCAUCCUUU